AUGUCUCGACUAUCUCUUAACACAGCUCCCGGACUCACUUGCGUCACCUCGAACUCAUCUUUCACCAAUGUUUACUAUGCCAUUCACAACUUACUGAAAGCCAAAAAUGAUCCCAGCACUUAUUCAUGGUCGAGGGUAACCCUGAUAACUAUGCUGGUGGCCCAUCUCAUAAUGCUUCUCAUGGCAUUAAGCGUCAUUCUAGUCAGAUUGUCCAGUCGAAAAUUCAUGCUAGGGUAUAUAACCAGACAUGGUGUCUUGAGGCCCAAUGCUACGGGCUGUGUGACGGUCUGUUACAUCUUGUAUGACAUUUUUGCUGUAGUUGGACUAGGGAUGCAACUGGCAAUAGAUUAUGGGAUCAGCAAUCCAGAAGCCAAAGUCCACAUACCGGGAAUCAAAUAUGUGAUUAUCUGGAUUGGUGUAUGGUGUUUUUGCUGGAGCACUGCUUGCCAGUACAUUUGCGCACGGUGGGAUCCUCCGUGGCAAUCCAAUUCGUCCGACAGAAAGUUGAACAUCGUUCCAUACUCGGUGAUUGUGAUGCUCAACAUAAUAUUCGUCGGAGUAGCUAUCGUCAGCGUCGCAAUCAUCGUGACAGUGUUUUCUCUUUCCAACUCUCAGUAUAUAUAUCUGCAACGAGCCGUUGACUCCAUCGAGAUGGCUCUCGUCAAAGUCAACAUGACAUCCGCCAACCCCGAAAUAGCUUUCCAGGUUGCGUCUAAUCUCCCUGGACAUCCUUUGAGCAAGCUUCAUCACUUAAUUCAUCAAUUCUCGCAUUGGCUAAAAAUCAGAAUCACGACUUGUUUGGCUCUCAAUAGCUGCUUGCUCAUGGCAUACACACCUUUCAUCUUUUCUACGUACAGACAACUGAAGCAAUACAAAAAGCUGGCACCCAAAGAUUGGGCAGAGAGCAAAAAAGGACCGCAGAAGCAUCCCCGCCCAAAUAAAAAGGGAGCAAGGAUUGACUGCAAGAAAGAAAUGAGAAGUUUGCUGCUCACUGCGGGUGUAAUCUACUCGGUAUUACUCGUCGAAUGGCCCCUUCUAGUGUGGGAAUUUAUGCACAUCUCUGCUGGUAAGUGCCGGUCAGGAGAUGGGCUAGCAAUCCGAGAAAUGCGGAAGACCGUCCAAGAGGACGUCAUCCAACAUCAUCUCGACCUCGAUUGGGCAUUGGACCCCCAUUUGGAAGAGAAAAAAGCCCUCGAAAUGGACUGCUUGAGCCCAAAGUCGGAGUAUGACCACCUCAAGCGUUAA
Messenger RNA from Puccinia graminis f. sp. tritici CRL 75-36-700-3, 1245 nucleotides. RefSeq lists its product as uncharacterized. The record is from RefSeq and is a predicted model, not a curated record. The coding region runs from base 1 to 1245 and encodes 414 amino acids. The transcript is spliced from 11 exons. NCBI's taxonomy places the organism in Eukaryota, Fungi, Basidiomycota, Pucciniomycetes, Pucciniales, Pucciniaceae.